Messenger RNA from Dracunculus medinensis (Guinea worm), 2049 nucleotides. The record is from the annotation of a GenBank genome assembly. Lineage: Eukaryota; Metazoa; Nematoda; Chromadorea; Rhabditida; Dracunculidae.
AUGCCUACUACGAUCGAACCGAGUAAUGAACAGGAGACAAGGGCAAAUGGAAUUUGGAGCGAACUUGUUAUUGGUCUCAAACAAAUAUAUGAUCGAGAAUCAAUGGCAGCCUCUCGGUAUAUGUUAUUAUCGAAUUUUUUGAUCUUUCAGAAAGGAGAGGAAUUACAUGGUGAAGAUGUUUUGCAUUAUUAUAUGAGAGAAUGGGAUUCAUAUCGCUUCAGUUCAAAAGUCGUUGGUGGUAUUUUCAGUUAUUUAAAUCGUCAUUGGGUAAAACGUGAAUUGGAUGAAGGGUGUUCAGAUGUCUAUGAGAUAUACGCGCUGGCGCUAGUGACAUGGAGAGAUGUAUUAUUCGCUCAACUGCGUAAAACUGUUACCAAUGAAGUAUUGAAACUUAUCGAACGAGAACGUAAUGGUGAGAAGAUUAAUACUGGAUUGAUUAGUGGUGUUAUUAAUUGCUAUGUUGAACUUGGCAUCCAUCCAACGGAUCGAAUAACGUUACAUGUGUAUAAAUUUGCAUUUGAGAACAAAUUCCUUGAGGAAACUGAAGCGUAUUUCACCAGAGAAUCAUCUGAAUUUCUGCAAAAGCAUCCUUUCACUGAUUAUAUGAAAAAAGUUCAAACGAGGCUAGAAGAGGAACGCAAUCGGUGUGAACUUUAUCUUCAUGAGUCGACACAAUCUCUUCUAGCUUAUACUUUAGAGAAAGUUUUAAUAACUAAACAGCUCGAUCUUUUUCAACAUGAAUUUGGACAACUUCUUGAAACUGAUAAUGAUGAAUAUCUAGCACUGAUGUAUAUUUUGUGUGAACGUGUUGAAAAUGGAUUACAAGAAUUGAAAAGUACGCUUGAAAAACAUGUUGGUCGGCAGGGCGAUGCUGUUAUCGAUAAAGUAGCUGAUAUUGCCAUCAAUGAUCCAAAGCUAUAUGUCGCCAAAAUUUUAGAAGUUCAUAAACGUUAUAGUCAGAUGGCAUCUGCAGCGUUCAAAAGUGAUGCCGGAUUCGUACAAGCUCUUGAUAAAGCAUGUACAACAUUUAUUAAUAAAAAUGCUGUUACGAAGAAAGCAAAUACUGCUUCGAAGAGUCCGGAACUUCUUGCUCGUUAUUGCGAUUUAGUAUUGAAGAAAAAUUUGAAAAGUCCUGAAGAAGAAGAAAUAGAGGAAGCGCUACAAAAUAUUAUGGUAGUUUUCAAAUAUGUAGAAGACAAGGAUGUGUUUCAAAAGUUUUACAUUAAAAUGUUCGCAAAACGGUUGGUUACGGAACAAAGUCAGAGUGCAGAAGCGGAAAGCAAUAUGAUUUCAAAAUUAAAGCAGAUGUGUGGAUUUGAAUAUACAAAUAAAUUGCAACGAAUGUUCACUGAUAUGAAUCUUAGCAAAGAUGUUACCGAGAAAUUUAAAGCACAUUUGCUGAAUUCACAUGUGAAUGUUGGCCUGGAUUUUUCAGUGAUGGUACUAGGAGCAGGUGCUUGGCCAUUGACAGCAUCAUACAUAUUUGAUCUACCUCGGCAAUUUGGUCGAUGCAUUGACCUUUUUUCCGAAUUUUACCAUGAUCAGCAUACGGGUCGCAAAUUAACUUGGCUAUUUUCUUUAAGUCGUGGAGAACUCAUAACUAAUUGUUUCCACAGGAAGUAUACAUUCAUUGCUUCUACAUCACAAAUGGCUAUUUUACUGCUUUAUAAUGAUAGUACUGCAAUAUCAUUCGGCGAUUUAAUUAUUGGAACGAAAAUUAAACAGGAACAACUUUUGCCAGUUUUCAAAAAAUUGAAAAUUGAUUUAUCUAAAGCAAUGUCAAGGAAUGAAAUUCGUCAAGAGACCGUGGAGAUACAAAAAUUUGUAGAUGAUGAUAGAAGAAUGAUCAUACAGGCAGCUAUCGUUCGAAUCAUGAAGAUGAGAAAACGACUUAAACAUAAUCAGCUUCUUUCCGAGGUAAUCGCUCAGCUCACACCUCGUUUCAAACCUCGAGUGCCAAUGAUUAAGAAAUGUAUUGAUAUAUUGAUUGAGAAAGAAUAUAUUCAAAGGAUCGAAGGAGAAUAUGAUCUAUACGAAUAUCUCGCGUGA